Oppiella nova is the source of this 350-nucleotide messenger RNA. NCBI's taxonomy places the organism in Eukaryota, Metazoa, Arthropoda, Arachnida, Sarcoptiformes, Oppiidae. The record is from the annotation of a GenBank genome assembly.
CUUCCAGCACUUCCGCCACUUAUACUCAACCACGAGAGACCAUCGAAAGUGUCGAUACCAUCCGAGAGUCGCCCAUUGAGCCGAAGGUUGCAAAAGAGAGUCGCAAAGAGAUUGAAUCCAAAGUUGAAACUCCAAUCGCUCGACAAACUAUGGCUAAACACGAUAAGAGUGGUGACCGCACGACCCCCGCCACCACCUCGGCCUCCGAUGCCAACUGUCCGUUCGGUUCCAUUUUGAACCACUGGUGUCACUCUGCGAGUCUACAAGACUGGGAGGCAGUGUACGGCAAUGUACAGCUGAUCCGUGCGCUCCCAGUGUUGUCCUCCCUGUGCAUCGGUCUCUAUGGUUGA